Messenger RNA from Zasmidium cellare ATCC 36951, 816 nucleotides. RefSeq lists its product as uncharacterized. Gene Ontology annotation, molecular function: oxidoreductase activity. The transcript has 2 exons. Lineage: Eukaryota; Fungi; Ascomycota; Dothideomycetes; Mycosphaerellales; Mycosphaerellaceae. The coding region runs from base 1 to 816 and encodes 271 amino acids. Gene Ontology annotation, cellular component: cytosol. The record is from RefSeq and is a predicted model, not a curated record.
AUGGCGUCUGCAAUGGCCAAGCGCCUCGAAGGCAAGACUGUCCUGGUAACAGGAGCGUCCAGCGGUAUUGGCAAGAGCACCGCCCUCGAAUUCGCCCGCACCUCGCCCAAAUCCCUCAAACUAAUCCUCACCGCCCGCCGCAUCGACAGCCUCAAAGCCCUCGCCUCAGAAAUCCAGUCCGAAGUCGGCUCAGGCGUCCAAGUCCUCCCCGUGCAACUCGACAUCUCCGACCCAGCCCAAGUCCGCGACUUCAUCCCUUCCCUCCCGCAAGAAUUCCAAACCAUCGACGUGCUCGUCAACAACGCCGGGCUCGUCAAGGGCGUGGACAAAGCGGGGGAUAUCAAGGAGGGGGAUAUCAACGUGAUGCUGAGCACGAAUGUCACCGGGCUGAUCAACAUGACGCAGCAGUGUUUGAAGGUCAUGAAGCCGCGCAAUGAGGGCGCCGGGGCGGGGGAUAUCAUCAACAUCGGCAGUAUCGCUGGGCGGGCGGGAUACCCGGGUGGGAGUAUCUACUGCGCGACAAAAGCUGCUGUGCGGUCGUUCACGGAGGCGAUUCGCGCGGAGUUGAUCUCGUCGCGGAUUCGCGUUAUUGAGAUUGAUCCGGGGCAGGUGGAGACGGAGUUUAGUGUGGUGAGGUUCUAUGGGGAUAAGAGCAAGGCGGAUGCUGUAUAUGCUGGAUGUACGCCGCUCACGCCGGAUGAUAUUGCUGAGACGGUUGUUUUUGCUGCGGGCAGGCCUGAGAAUGUGGUUAUAGCGGAUCUGCUGGUUUUCCCCAACCACCAGAGCAGUGCGACGUCGAUGUACAAGAAGUCGUAA